This is a messenger RNA of Scophthalmus maximus (turbot), 1165 nucleotides long. RefSeq names its product iron-sulfur cluster assembly enzyme (gene iscua). Bases 149 to 646 code for a protein of 165 amino acids. The transcript is spliced from 5 exons. The record is from RefSeq and is a predicted model, not a curated record. Gene Ontology annotation, molecular function: 2 iron, 2 sulfur cluster binding; ferrous iron binding. Gene Ontology annotation, biological process: intracellular iron ion homeostasis; iron-sulfur cluster assembly. Gene Ontology annotation, cellular component: mitochondrial matrix; cytoplasm. Lineage: Eukaryota; Metazoa; Chordata; Actinopteri; Pleuronectiformes; Scophthalmidae.
CGCGUUCGGCCGCUAGUGGGGGCUGCUCCGUCGGAGAGACCCCCGAAACCGCCCUUCUUCGCUUGUUUGUCAACAAAACGUCGUCCUCUUCCUCCUCUCGUGCCUUCGCUCUCGUUCAUUUCCGUUCACUUACGGCAUCUGAACCAACAUGGCGACCUUCUCCUUGCGAAACACAGCGACCUCGCUGUUGUUGUUCAGCAGGCGGUCAUUGAUUCCGGGACUAAGUCCUCUCCGUUCAUACCACAAAAAGGUGGUGGACCACUAUGAAAACCCCAGGAACGUGGGCUCUCUAGACAAGAACUCCAAGAAUGUGGGGACUGGGUUGGUGGGUGCACCAGCCUGUGGUGAUGUAAUGAAACUCCAGAUCCAGGUGGAUGAAAAUGGCAAGAUUGUGGAUGCAAAAUUCAAGACAUUUGGCUGUGGAUCAGCAAUCGCCUCCAGUUCUAUAGCAACAGAGUGGGUGAAGGGGAAGUCGGUCGAUGAAGCUCUGAAAAUAAAGAACACAGAUAUUGCCAAAGAACUCUGCCUUCCUCCUGUCAAACUUCAUUGCUCUAUGCUUGCAGAAGAUGCCAUAAGAGCAGCGUUGUCAGACUACAGAAUAAAACAACAGGACAAGGAGGAGAAACUGGUCAAAGCCAGCAGUUAAUGUGCAGUUAGUGUGGGGUUUCAGUACCAGCCACUGUCUUGGCAGCGGUGCAGUGCCCUGUGGAAGAUAAAUUGCCGUAAUACCACACCAGGUCUUGCACCGUCUGGGAUUUCUGGGAGUUUUAUUGCCUCUAAAAAUCUCCAUGGCUGUGAGGUCUGAAAUCAAACCCACAGCCAUGUGGGCUUGAAUUAACACCAGGUGUUAACGCUGGCUAUGGAUUUAUUUGAUCAGAUGAUCAGAAAUGUUUAUUAAUUGUUUUCUGAUUUUGGAGUUGAUGGUGAAUAUUUUUAUCAUAGUAUUGGUGAAUACUGUUCCCUACUGUGCAGUGUUUUUCUACGCAUUAAGACAGGAGAUGCAUCAUAAAUCCAGGUCACAGCCUGUUUUCCUUUGUAUAUUUUGACAUUUAGUCUUUAUUUUGGCUUGGCUGUAAAAACACUGCUCUCUCAUGGAUGAUUUAAUAUGAAAAGGUCAACAGCUAAUGUACAAAUACAAAACCAUAAUAAAGAAUAUUGUAUGAGA